Molecule: messenger RNA, 3868 nt
Organism: Odontomachus brunneus
Lineage: Eukaryota; Metazoa; Arthropoda; Insecta; Hymenoptera; Formicidae
Product: homeobox protein unc-4-like
Exons: 4
Coding region: 1120-2529 (469 amino acids)
Biological process (GO): regulation of DNA-templated transcription
Molecular function (GO): sequence-specific double-stranded DNA binding; DNA-binding transcription factor activity, RNA polymerase II-specific
Source: RefSeq, a predicted model, not a curated record
AGUCUCUGGGCAGAUAGUGCUGUGCCGUUGGCUCGUGCCGUCGUGGUUCUGAUACUGGCAGGUCCUUGCCAUCAAGGAACUCUCGGAGACCCGACUGUCACGCGCACGAACCCGCAGGCCGAGGAGCCGGAUGUUUCCGGUGACGUGACGACGGCCGAGGAAGUGUCGCGAACGCGUGCGGUUCAGUGAUUCGAUCACAGACAUGCUUUUUCCGGACUGCAUUGAAAAUACUUUGCUAUCGUGGGCCGUGGGACCUCAAGUGACGCUAGAUUGGGGACUGUGAAGAACUUUUAGCCAAGCAUUGUUAUCAAAAGAUAAAGAUUAUCCAGCUUCAAUCAACAAUUUUUGGAAAUGGACUAAUUAUCUUCGCAAAUGUUAGUGAAUUUGACACUGUGGAUUGUUGAUCGUGAACAUAUGAUCAACAUACUGUUUUCUGAUUUGCAAUAUCAAUUGAACUUAUCUAGGAAGAUUAUUUAAAGUUCCCAAGGACGGCGUGAAUUUAGCCGACGGCUGGCGAAAUACCAUGAGUCACCUACUUGAUAAGCAGCCUGUGAAAUAAAGAUUAUAAAAUAUGUGAAGCAUAAUUACUCUGGGCGGCGGGAUUGAUUUAUAUAUCCCGAAAAUGUUCAACAACAACACGAAUAUGUAAGUCAUAAUCAUCGGAAGCAACAAUUAAUCUUGGACUAUGUUCGACUUGUAAGAUAAUCCAAGAAGACUGACAACUGAAAUGGAUUGGUGUCAUGAUCUAGAAAAUUUAAGACGGAAGAUGUAAAUAUUGGUUCAAAGCAGCAAGGCCAGAAUUCCCACAAAUGCCUUAACGAUCUCCACGGACAAAUAACUUAUGGCCAGUGAUGAUCCACGGAGUGCGUUGUUUAGUGAUCGUGCUCCAGUAAACAAAAUGGAAGAUAUAAACAUUGUGUGUUGAUCUCAGACGCCUAACGACGCCACAAAUAUCUUCCAGCACUUCCCACUCUCGACAGACCACAUGAUUCCAACAUACCGUUGAUAAGGUGACCUCUUUCUUCCCUGGUGAUUGAGUUUCGUUGAGCCCACAGAUUGAUGCAAGAGGACUGAUCGCUCUCCAAAGGAGAGACAAGCGCCGGCGAGUUGGUACCGAACAUGGUGUUGGAGCCCGGAGGCGGUCUGUCCUUUCCGCUGCCUCCUGGCAGCGGCUCCAGCGCCUCCGGAGGAUCCUUGCUGGCCCCGACCAGGUUGUUUCAAAGGACGACGCCCGUGUUUCCAUUCCAUUUGACAGGAUGGCCGCCACAUCACCCGGUUCUGGGGCAGGUGCAAAGUCAAGUCCAACAGAGUAUGCAGGCCCAGCAUCAAGCCGCUGCAGCUGCUGUUAGGUUCCUCAGUCAUCAUCACCCGCAUCAUCCGCAUCCGGCACUGAGCAAUCAUUCUCUAGUACCGUCGAUCACUGGACAUCACCCCACUGCGCAUCAUUUACAUCACGCUGCUGAUCAUGGAGAGGAGGAUGACGAAAAGAAGGGUUGCGACGGAGAGUCGGACGAGGGUGGCAACAAGAGGCGAAGGAGCAGAACCAACUUCAAUAGUUGGCAGUUGGAAGAAUUGGAGCGGGCCUUCCUGUCGAGUCAUUAUCCUGACGUCUUUAUGCGAGAAGCUCUGGCUGUGAGGCUCGAAUUAAAAGAGAGCCGCGUGGCGGUGUGGUUCCAAAACCGAAGGGCAAAAUGGCGAAAGAAGGAACACACGAAGAAGGGUCCCGGGAGGCCGGCGCAUAAUGCUCACCCACAAAGUUGCAGUGGAGAACCUAUCCCACCUGAAGAACUGAGACGGAAAGAACGCGAAAGGCGACAGAAAAAGUUGCUCAAAGCUCUCGAGAGACAGCAGCGGAAGCUAGCUGCUAAAGGCAUAACAGUGGACUUGUCGACGCUGCGUGCCGAGUGGGAGUCUCGUAGCGAGGCAGCGUCGGGGCGAGGCGGUUCCGCGAGCGGUCCCCUGAGCAACUCCUUUGGUCAAUUAGGUCUAAACAACGAGAGCAACAUUUCUGCUUCCGGCAACGAUGCUAACGAGGAGAUCGACGUGGUAGGCGGACUGGACUCCUGCAGCGAAAGCGGAAGUGAACGGGUAGAUUCCGCGGCCGACGGGUCUGUGGACGGUGAAUGUUACCCGACGGUAAACAGCAACGCCAUCGAGUCCGGCGAGAGCCGAAAGAACCCACAAAAUUCCACGAUCGAACACCUGAACCACCAACCUGGUAUUCACCAUUGGGGCUUGAGCUUACUAGAGCGACGACGCGAACUGGUGGCUGUUGGCACGGGUCGUCAGCAGGCCGGCAACGGAGGCAGAAAUCUGAUCAGGCAAGCCACCAGCGAAGAGGAAGUCCAAAGCGGUAGCAUCGACCUCUCGGUGAAGGGCAGGGAGGAGAGAAAGAGGCUGAACCCGUUUUCUAUCGAAAGUCUGCUGGGGAAUAAUCGAACUAGCGGAGCGUCGGAGCGCAGGCCAGCGACGCCGACGACGCCAACGUCGCCGAUGUCGUCGGUCUGCACGUCGCCCUCUACAACGUAGUGAACAGGCGAAGGGGGAGACGCCGAAGUGAGCCAGUUUAAAGAGACGCGGUUGGCGAUGGUGAAGUGCGAUUAGUUGGGGUUCUCCUCUUCGGGAUACCAGUGAACGGUGAAGUGAUCAUCAGAUCAACAAAGACUGAAAGGUGUGAAGCGGUUCUUUCGAUUCUCCUGGUCGGAAAAUGAAAACAAAAGAAGAACUAGCCAUAGUAAUGCUCCUAUUCCCAUUUCAAUCAGGAUCCCAAUUCUGACUGAAGACAACAGAUUCGUGGAUAUCCUUGCAUACUUGUAGACACUCUUUUACGCCCUUCGAUGGGAUGCGUCUAGAUCUUUGGUAUCCUGACGUCUUUGGAGAAUCUCUGUACGAGCUCGAGAGACUCGAGAGAGACCAAAGAAUGGGAAACACGUAGGUAGGUUGAAUUUUAGAGAGAUCCGAGAAUCCGCAAGUCGCGGAGCUAAAUCGCAACUACGUAACUCGAGAAGGCUCUUUGAGUCCAGUCGAAUUCGGGAGUCCAGAAAUCACACGUCAUCAACUUGGAUCGAGAAGGCAUAUAUCAAUUCGACAUAUCGAAUGCAUGCGUGACCGUCGUAGAUCGAGUGAGUUUGAUUUCAUCCAUUGUGUCUCCUUUCAAAGAAGAAAAUGGAAAAAUGUGCAAUAAACGCGGAUGCACUCGUCGGAUAGGCGAGUCGUCCAUUUUCGAGGUAAGAGAGAACGAGAGCGAGAGCGAGAGAGAGAGAGAGAGAGAGAGAGAGAGAGAGAGAGAGAAAGGAAAAGACAAAAGAAUGAGUGCAUAUGUAUGUAUUUAAUGUAAAUAGUGGGAAGGAGGUUCUGUUUUAUUUAAUUUGAGUAGUUGAUACCCCAGUGUUCGUCGAUCGCGGAUAUUAUUUAAAGCAAUAGAGCAGGGGUUCUCAACUCUUUACACUCGCGGGCAAUUGAAUCAGAAGAAAUUACUAGAAACUUGCACGUUGGCAUAAUUUAAACUCUCACAGGGAAGAUAAUGACAGGCUGAAUUGGGUAACAUUUUUUCCAGCAAACUGUUUGUGGUAGUGUAAUACUAAAAACAACGUCAACUAGGUCGAGCCGCAAAAGUGUGAACGCGAAAGCUUUGAGGACCUCUGCGAUAGGAUUUUGCCUGACUGUAUAUACACAUAAAAAUCCUACGCGAGCGUGAGUACGGUGCGGUACAAAAAUUUGCUCUCCCCACCCCCCGCAAGCAAGAUAGAUCUAUGAGCUUGGUUUAUGGUUAGGGGUGAUUAAGAGUUGCCAUACGAUGAUCCGGGAUAUGCGAAAACAGUACCUAUCAUAUAUCCAUUAAAAAUAUAUUAAUUUAUUCUCCAAACUA